Molecule: messenger RNA, 1098 nt
Organism: Didymodactylos carnosus
Lineage: Eukaryota; Metazoa; Rotifera; Eurotatoria; Philodinida; Philodinidae
Source: the annotation of a GenBank genome assembly
AUGGAGUGCGAUGGAGUGCGGUUUACUCCGCGGAGUGGCUGGAGUGGCGGAGUGCGCUUUUUCCCCCUUGCAAUACCCCAAAUCAUGUUGAAUUUAAAAAUAAAUUCUCUUUUUUCUAUUGUUUAUUCAGCGCACACAGAUACAAGCUUGGCACCAUUCGUUUGUCCUGUCCCAUUGAUUAAUGCUACAUGGAAUCAAAAAGGUGUCUUUCUUGUUAAUCGAGCUAAUGGGUGUAAUUCAAAUGAAAACUCAUUAUGUGAACCGCGAGACUUAUUUAUUGACAAUGUUAAUGACAAUUUGUAUGUGGCUGAUACACGUAAUAAUCGUAUUCAAAAAUAUUCAUUAAUUGCACCAAUUGAUAAUGGUCAGGGUACAAUUGGAAUUACAGUUGCUAGUCAAGGUCUCAUAGCACCUCAAAGUAUUUUUGUUGACACUCGAACAGACGAUAUGUAUAUUCUGGAUUACGAUAAAUAUGAAAUAAAAGAUCUAAGUGAACCAGCCGUCUAUCGCGUUCAAUUAUGGCAUAAAAACGAUAAAAUUGGUCGAAUUUUGUUGAGUGAAAAAGGUGAAUAUGGAUUCGGAACUUAUUUCUCAUAUCUUACAUUAGAUAAAUAUAUGAAUAUUUACGUUGGAACGCGAUUUUAUAUAAGAAAAUGGUUAUCAUCUACAAACUAUAGUGAAAAAGUCCUAGCAGCUGGAAAUAGUGAACUAGGUGGAAGGGGUCCAAAUAAUUUAUUCAAUCCAUGCGCUUUUUAUAUAUACAAUGAUCUAACUUUGUAUAUUGUCGAUCUUAGCAAUCACCGCAUACAAAAAUGGCUGGCCAAUGCAACUGAAGGUACUACACUGGUAGAAAAUCUGAUCUAUGCAGUUGGAAUAACAGCAGAUUGCAAUGGAAAUAUUUAUUAUACCGAUACAUAUGAUCAAGCUAUUUUUCAAUACAAUAUCAUUAAUAAUCAAAGAAGAAUGAUAGUUGGUGAUGAACAUCGUCUGGACAAGUUGGAGACUUUUUUUCCACUUGCAAUCAAAAUCGAUAAAUUUGGUAAUAUCUAUGUGACUACCAGUGCGGCUUCACAAAUUAUGAAGUUUUCGAUUCUAUAA